GGCAAUGACGCCCGGGUUUCCUUUCUUUGCUCUUACCACAAAAUUAUAAAAGCCUCUGUCAUUUGCCCAGUCCAAACUUAGCAACACCCUAGUAAGCAAAAUAAUCAUUACAUAUAUAAUUCUCUUCUCUGCUUCUUGAUCAUAAUUUUCAUGGAUUCAUUAAGUUCAUAUUCUGACCCAAAUCCGUUCUGCGUUUCCGACAUGCCUGAGAUUACAUCGUUGAAGGGACAUUCUGACGAAGAGGUUAUUUUGGCGUCGAGUCAGCCCAAGAAACGUACAGGAAGGAAGAAGUUCAAGGAAACUCGCCACCCUGUUUAUCGAGGCAUUAGACAGCGGAAUUCAAACAAAUGGGUAUGCGAGUUACGUGAACCGAGAAAUCAGAAAAGGAUAUGGCUAGGAACUCAUCCUACUGCAGAAAUGGCAGCACGUGCUCAUGAUGUUGCUGCAUUAGCAUUCAGAGGUCAGUUGGCAUGCCUGAAUUUCGCCGAUUCUGUCUGGUGCUUGCCGGUGCCGGUUUCUGAAGAUGUUAAGGAUAUUCAGAAGGCGGCAAUAGAGGCGGCAGAACUGUUCAGGCCGUUCGAGGGGGGUGGUGGUGGUGGGACAAUAAUGCAAGAAAAUGAGAUGAAUUCUGAGGGGGUUUCAAGUGGCAAUUUGACAACAUUGGACACAACAAAAACACUAUCAGAUUGUGAUAUUUUUAAUAUGAAUAAGGAUUCAGAGACAAAUAUGGAAGGAGUUUUGUUGUCACCACAACCUCGUUUAGACUACAGUUUCGGCUGGGAUGAUUUGGAAAACGAUGAUGCUGAGAUGGUGCUUUGGAGCUAUUCUAUUUGAUGUCAUAGUAGUUUCGGAUAGUAAAGUGCGUAAAACAUAAAAAUAAAGAAGCAAGAUAUAGUAUAUGUUGAAUGGAGAGUAGGUGAGUCAAGUUGAUCUGGUAUUUGGUUUUGAAGUCCAAUCACCCAGACUGCUUAUUACAAGACAAAAAGUAAGAGGAAAAAAUAUCAGGCAAGUAAGAGUGUAAAACCGACUUAAGAGUGGUCCACAUAUCCCAUAUCCCACUACUUCAGCAACUGACCCAAUGUUUAAAAAUCACAUUUGAUAACUACCCAUGUUCUAAGGACGUGCAAAAAAAAAAAAUUACUCUGUGAUGGGCAGAGCAUUUAUAAAAUGCAUUCGGAAGGUCCCUAAGAUCAUUUUCAUGUUCAGUUUGUAUGCACCAUCUAAGCAGUGAGAAAGAGAGCUUAGAAGAGCCUUAACCCGCAGUUAAACACUACCUACAAGCUUGAAUGAGUGCGUCAAGAACGGUAAUGGCGGGAUGUUCGUUUUCGAUCCAUUUUACUCUGCAUUGAUCUAAAUGUUAUUUGGUUUAUUAAAGCAUGUUUAGAUCGCUUAAGGUGACUUACAUUUGAUAUCAGAGCCUUCGUUUUGCCUUUGCCUUAUUUGUUCUUAGCCUGUGCACAUUCUGUCGAAAAUUUUGGCAUUUGAUUUAGACUGUUAUAUAGAAACUGAGAUUAGGAAUCAUUAGGAAAUCGAUUUCUGAGAAUUUUGAUAUAAAAUAUGAGAGAUUUGGUGGUCGGAA
Molecule: messenger RNA, 1579 nt
Organism: Olea europaea var. sylvestris
Lineage: Eukaryota; Viridiplantae; Streptophyta; Magnoliopsida; Lamiales; Oleaceae
Product: dehydration-responsive element-binding protein 1E-like
Exons: 1
Coding region: 151-834 (227 amino acids)
Biological process (GO): regulation of DNA-templated transcription
Molecular function (GO): DNA-binding transcription factor activity; DNA binding
Source: RefSeq, a predicted model, not a curated record